This is a messenger RNA of Procambarus clarkii (red swamp crayfish), 2451 nucleotides long. Lineage: Eukaryota; Metazoa; Arthropoda; Malacostraca; Decapoda; Cambaridae. The record is from RefSeq and is a predicted model, not a curated record.
GAUGGCGCCGAAGAAGAAGGGUAAGGGUAAGGGGGACAAGCUGGCCAGGAUGACGGUGGAGCAGCGUCAGCAGUACCUGGACCGUCGGGCCGCCCAGGAGGCAGAGAACAACAGACGCAAGCAGGAGCUGAUCGCUGGCUUCCUCAAGCUCAAGUUGGCCGACGAGCAGGACAAGGGCGCCGUCAACGAGGCCAAGUUGACCACCAAGUGGAGGGAGGUCCUCCGCCAGGCCUCCACCUCCACCCUCUCCACCCAGUUCCAGGAGUUGAGGACGCGGGUGACGGACGCCACGACGCAGCAGGAACGUCUGAUCCGUCUGCUGAGGUCCCAGGUGGAGCAGGCCCAGCUGCAGCGGACCCAAGCUGCCCACAACCACCUGUCUGCCGUCCACAGACUCACAGAACUGCACGAGCAGCACGUGGGCGUGUUGAGCUGGCACGUGCGGGAGCGGGAGGUGGACGUAACACGUGCCCAGGCCACGGGCACGGAGGAGCUGGCGGCCACGCACCUGCACCACCUGCGCCGCCUCUCUCUGGUGAGCCAGGCCGCCCUCAGGCACCACGCCCUCACCCAGAAGGAGGAGCUGGCCGCCUUCCACACCUCCAUCACACACCUCACCACUCAGUUGGAGGAGGAGGUGGCGGGGGCGCUGGUGGAGCGGGAGGCCACCCUGGAGGAGGCCUGGGCCAGGCUGGCCGUGUCCGUGAGGGACCACCGUCACCACACGGCCUCCCUCAGGGCCACCUGUCACCACCUCCAGCAGCGGGUCUCCACCAACCACGCCAACCUCACCCUCAUCAACCACGCUAUUAAAGACAUCCAGAGCGAAGUGGAGGAGGUGCGGAGGAGACUCCGGCAGGUGGAGAGGCCGUCAGACGCGGCACAAGAACUCAGGCAGCUGAAGAAGACGGUGAUGGUGCUGCGAGCCACCCUCGCCUCCCACCGUGUCGCUCAACGGUCGCUCAUCAAGGCCAUCAACAGGAGGGGCUACGAGGCCAAGAAGGAGCUGGAGCAGGUGGUGAAGGAGGGGCGGGCGGUGCUGGACCUGGCCGCCACCUGCGGCCGCCUGGAGACCGCUAGGGACCGCAACCUUCCCUUCUUACCGCCGCCGCCUGCCCCCUCUCUCGCCGCAGACGGCCGCCUGCGGACCCGCCUCACUCUUCCCGCCCAGCCGCUCCACCACACCCAUCUCGGCCGCACCCUUCCGCAGGAGGUGGAGCCUGAGGCGGGGCUGUGGGAGGACGCCGAGGAGGGGCUCGGCACCUCCCUCCCAUCAGCGAAGGAGCCUCCACUACUGGCCACGACAACUCCGAGGGGGUCUCGGAGCCUAGUGGAGACAGACGAGGGUGUAGGGUCUAGUGUGGGGCACUCCGCUGCCGCCUCCAGCACCAUGGCCUCUGGCACCAUGGCCCUCAGCACUAUGGCCUCUGGCACAGUGCCACUGCCCAGCCUCCAUACACCAUACCCGAAAGGUGUGGCCGGGGUGCGGGCCGGGGGGCGGGCCACCCUUGGCCAGGACAAGAUGGCCAGGAUCAGCGAGCUACUGUGCCACGAGGAGGCUGCCAGCGAGGCCGCCCACGCCCACCCAACCCUCCACCCUCUCCCGGACUUCGUUCUCCAAGAGGCCGACGAGGUGCUCAAGACCCAGGACGACCUGCGCAACUUCUGGCGCAAGUACCACCAUGUGCAGCUGGAGCGCCUGGCCCUGCGCAGCGAGGCGCUCCUCCUGCAGGAGGAGGGAAGACACCUGCGGGCGCUCCUGCGUCAGUACUUUGUCUCCCUGGGAGUGACGGACGCUGCUCUCUCCCAGACCCCGGCCCCCGUCACUGUCUCACACCUCUGUCUCAGCCACCCCAACCGUCUCCCCAGGAGACGGUCCCAGUCCGUGCCGGCGGGGGGCCAUGGUCAGGGCCACGGCCAGGGCCACCUGCUGGCCUCGUGUGAGGACUGGAAGUGGCCCGGCAAGGCUACAGGGAAUAUGGGGCCACAUGUGCAGGAGGCCCACCUGUUGCUGCGCUCCGCCGCCCUCCACUCCCUGCCCAGACUCCACACUGGCUGACCUGCUGUCCUCCUGGCCUGCUGUCCUCCUGGCCUGCUGUCCUCCUGGCCUGCUGUCCUCCUGGCCUGCUGUCCUCCUGGCCUGCUGCUCUCCUGGCCUGCUGCUCUCCACCUGCCCAGACUACUUUAACGUUAACAAUAUUAACAUCAGAUAGAUAAUGUUAGCAUUAGCAAUAACAAUGUGGGAAAAUUACUUGACCUAUACUUAGACACGAGACUCAACUUCAAUACCCACAUGCAACACAUAGCCAAUAUAGUCGCAAAAACGGUCGGUAUGUUGACCAGACCACACGCUAGAAGGUGAAGGGGCGACGACGUUUCGGUCCGUCCUGGACCAUUCUCAAGUCGAUUGUCGACUUGAGAAUGGUCCAGGACGUCCCUUCGCCUUCUAGU